AAUUGAACACAUGUGAAGGUGAGUAUAUAUCGCACAGUUUCCCACGGGUGCGCAUAGACACGGCCACUUUCAACCAAGCAACCAAGCCGUGCACCACGCCGACGGUUUCGAGUCGCCGCCAGUGGACAGCUUGAUACCCUCACACUCUAUAUACCAACAGCCACAGACUCUUUAACAACUUACUUUAUUCAUCUUCCACUCGGAUACGGAAUUGCACUUGGACGAAUUACGACCCUCACAUCCUACGACCAACAUGUCUCUUCACGACCACGACGAACCCGACUUUUCUUACCUUGCCAAAUCCAAUAGGCCACAUUCAAUAGACUUGACUCUCGAACUCGAACGCCAACUAGACAACGAAUCGCUUCCUAAUUCCCCAGCUUACCAUCAAACCCAUUCCCGCCCGCAGUCUCUCGAUCCUCAUGUUCUGGCUUCCAUUGUCACCCAGCUGCGUCUUUCCGUGGCUGAGCUUACGAGGGAACGGGAUGAACUCUCGGGCGCGCUCUCAGAAGCCAGGACAAACGAGAAUGGGUUGAAGGAAACCCUGCAUCACGUCACGGAGAAAUGUAUACGUCUCGAGACCGAAUUGACUGGCGCCCACGAUCAGCACCAAGAAGACACAGAUGCCAUCAGCAUGCUACGAAGCAAGUUGGAGGAUAGCAGACGGGCACUGAUGAGAUUGCAGACAGAGAGCAGACGAAUGAGCCAAGCGUCCAACCUCAGUAUCGAUCUAUCGAGAGCCAAUGGCUCACCUUUUACAGGACCACCGUCUUCGCGGCGUGCGUCAUUCGUGCCUUUGACGGGCUCCCCGGCGAGUAAAAUCAAUGCUCACCGUCGGGGUGCAUCAGUAGCCGACUCGAGUGUUCUCAGUGCUCCUGUAUAUAGUGACUCCAACCAAUGGGCAAGUCCACCUCGGUUCGCGCUUAGUGAUGCUCCACAGACUGCCAAUGCGGCGCCUUCCAGGCGUAUGUCAGGCUUCUGGGGUCGCGUCUCUCCGCAGCCCUCCGACUUACCUCCCCCUGCCGAUGCUUCAGAGAUCGAGGAACUACGGAAGGAACUUCAGGCUGUGAAAGAAGCGCUUGAGGAGACCAGGCAUGAGUUGACGGAAUCACAGGAGGCCAGGGAAGCAUCCGAAACAUGCGUCAACGCACUCAGGACAUUCAUUGCGGACAAUAGUAUCGGCAUGCAGGGACCAAGUACCGCGCAUUCAGUGAUGUCUCCAGGCACUGCAGAUCAUGCCAGGAAUGAUAGUUCCGGUCAAGCAGCACCUCGUUGGGGAUUCAGACUCUGGAGUGCCGCGGCCUCACCAAAUCCAAACGUAACUCCAGUCUCUUCUCCUGCGCAGCCUUCGCACACGUACAAUUUACCUGCGACAUCCACCACGCGUUCGAGAUUCGGAAGUCUCUUCUCUUCUCGUGCGAGCGUGUCAUCCACUCAGACCGAUUCCCUACUUCCCCAACCGGAAUCCAUGUCGUCGGUGUCCGAUACGUCUUCUCUUGAAGAUCCUGUCGCGGAGCCGAUCAGCCCGUCCUCUGAGGUCCCUAAGGACGACGUGAUCGUGCGUGUUGUUACUGAUUCGCAGUCAGAUAUUGUGUCAUUCAACCCGCCUACCAAGGAUGCUCCAGCGGUAGAUGUCACUCCAGCAGUUGCAAUGUGAUGAGCUUUUAUAUGUUCCUUUUUUGCCUGGAUAACGCCUUUCGGUUUGUCUACAUUAGCAGAGGUCUAAAGACCUGGAUUAUUAUUUUCGUGUAUGUACAAUCUCUCACCCUACGGCUAAAUUCGGAUCAGCAUUUGCCUUCGG
Somion occarium is the source of this 1801-nucleotide messenger RNA. NCBI's taxonomy places the organism in Eukaryota, Fungi, Basidiomycota, Agaricomycetes, Polyporales, Cerrenaceae. The record is from the annotation of a GenBank genome assembly.